Molecule: messenger RNA, 2690 nt
Organism: Nicotiana tabacum (common tobacco)
Lineage: Eukaryota; Viridiplantae; Streptophyta; Magnoliopsida; Solanales; Solanaceae
Product: protein CHROMATIN REMODELING 19
Molecular function (GO): ATP binding
Source: RefSeq, a predicted model, not a curated record
AAUACUCUCUGCAAUUUAAUUUGCUGAGUGAAAUUUCAAAAUUCCCUCCUCCAACUCGUCACGUUUCCGCUUCUUCUAGGGUUUCCUUUCCCGAUGAAGCGUGACUAUUGCGAGAUCUCCGACGACGAAUGGCCGGAAGACAAUUCCUUCAAUCCUUCUCGCGUCCUCAAACUCAACAAGCCUUCUUCUCCUCCUCCUCCUAUCGAGUCCUUCGCGUACUCCAAGAGCAACAAUCACGACACCUCAAAACCCUCCAAUUUCGUCGAACUGGUGGAUAGCUCGUCGGAGGAAAUUGGAGUCAGAAAUGUGACGGAGAAUUUGGAGGACGAUGAUGCUGAGAUUGUGUCCACAGUGAACCAGACGACGACCAGCCGUGGCCGCCGGAGAUUCGUGGUGGAUGAUGAAGAUGAAGGAUUGAACUCGAAUAUAGACGAGCAGGAUAUUGAGGUUUUCGAGGAGAUUGAGGCUUUCGAGGAGAGUGAAGAGGAGGAUGAUGUUGUAGGGAAAGCACUGCAAAAAUGUGGGAAAAUAUCUACGGAGCUUAAGAGAGAGCUUUUUGGUACGGCAGCUGCUAAGUUUGAUUCCUACGCUCAAGUGGAGGAGGCUUCAUCACUGAGAAUCGUGACUCAGGAUGAUAUAGACAUGGCAUGCGGAGAAGGAGAUUUGGAAUUUAAGCCAAUACUGAAACCUUACCAACUUGUUGGAGUCAAUUUCCUCCUUUUGCUGUAUAGAAAGAAGAUCGGGGGAGCUAUACUGGCUGAUGAAAUGGGUCUUGGUAAGACAAUUCAGGCAAUCACAUACUUAACAGUGCUGAAACAUUUGGAAGAUGAUCCUGGUCCACAUUUAAUCGUUUGUCCUGCCUCUGUUUUGGAGAACUGGAAAAGAGAGCUAAAAAGGUGGUGUCCAGAAUUUGCUGUGAUCCAGUAUCAUGGUGCUGCACGAUCAACUUACUCAAAAAACUUGAGUUCUCUGGCUAGGACUGGACUGCCACCUCCAUUUAACGUUAUCCUAGUGUGCUACUCACUGUUUGAACGACACAGUGCUCAGCAGAAAGACGAUCGCAAAAUUCUGAAGCGUUGGCGUUGGAGCUGUGUGCUAAUGGAUGAGGCUCAUGCUUUGAAGGAUAAAAGUAGCUAUAGGUGGAAAAAUUUAAUGUCUGUGGCACGUAAUGCCAACCAGCGACUAAUGCUCACUGGCACGCCACUACAGAAUGAUUUGCAUGAACUUUGGUCAAUUCUGGAGUUUAUGAUGCCUGAUCUAUUUGAAACAGGAGAUGUUGACCUGAAAAAACUAUUGAAUGCAGAAGAUAAGGAGUUAAUUGCUCGAAUAAAGUCCAUUCUUGGACCUUUCAUUUUGAGAAGAUUAAAAUCGGACGUGAUGACACAACUGGUACCAAAAAUACAGAUGGUUCGUUAUGUUGGCAUGGAGAAAGAUCAAGAAGAGGCAUAUAAAGAAGCGAUUGAAAGCUAUCGUGCUGCAUCUCUAGCUCGUGUUUCAAAGCAACCUGAAAUUAGUUUCAAUAGUGCUGCUGGUGUCUUUUCUAGACGACAAAUUUCCAAUUAUUUUCUUGAAUUUCGCAAGAUUGCAAACCAUCCUCUGCUUGUCAGGCGUAUUUAUACAGAUGAUGAUAUUGUUCGAAUUGCUAGAGUUAUGCAUCCCAAAGGUGUCUUUGGUUUUGAAUGUACAGUUGAAAGAGUGAUUGAGGAGCUGAGGAGCUAUAAUGACUUCUCCAUCCACAAGCUUUUACUUUAUUAUGGCGAUAAUAAUAAGGGAGUGCUGUCAGAUGAACAUGUUAUGGUUUCAGCGAAAUGCCAGGAAUUAGCCAAACUUCUCCCUUCAUUGAAGCUUUGUGGUCAUCGAGUGCUUAUUUUUAGCCAGUGGACAUCAAUGCUUGAUAUCCUGGAGUGGACCCUAGAUGUUAUUGGAGUUACAUACAGGCGCCUGGACGGAAGCACUCAGGUAUCAGAGAGACAGACAAUUGUUGACACCUUCAAUAAGGACACUUCCAUAUUCGCAUGCUUGCUCUCCACAAGGGCAGGAGGACAGGGUUUAAACUUGACAGGAGCUGAUACUGUUAUCAUACAUGACAUGGAUUUUAAUCCACAGAUAGAUCGGCAAGCUGAAGAUCGCUGCCACCGGAUAGGCCAAAACAAACCAGUUACAGUAUACAGGCUGGUUACAAGGAAUACUGUUGAUGAGAAUGUAUAUGAAAUUGCAAAGAGAAAACUAACAUUGGAUGCAGCUAUACUCGAGUCUGGUGCCCAAAUUGAGAAUGACGGUGAUACAAAAACUAUGGGUGAGAUAUUAUCGUCUCUUCUACUUGGUUAAGCACCCUGUUCUGGCAUGAGAUUCACACCAAUAUCAAUUUUGGUCUAUUGACUUCUUUUUUUGUUUUUCCAUUUUCCCUUCACCGUCCGGAAUCUUUGAGGGUGAGGAAUGGAGGUAGGGAUUGAGGUAGGAUCCGUCCAUACUCAUCUUUCCCUGUUACUCAUAAAAUACCAUGUACACUUAUUAUUACAAGGCCUCCCCCUGGAAACAGAAAAUUGAGCCAAACCUGCGCCCCUGUUGUAUUCUACUAGAAUAGAUCGACCCCAGCUUAUAAAAAUGUUAUACCGUGUACAGGAAAAUCUUGUCAUAGGGCAAGGUUUUCUUUUUCUUUUUAUUGUAGUUUUGGUCAUUCACUUCUGCUU